Messenger RNA from Pocillopora meandrina, 3914 nucleotides. The record is from the annotation of a GenBank genome assembly. Lineage: Eukaryota; Metazoa; Cnidaria; Anthozoa; Scleractinia; Pocilloporidae.
CUAAUACAACCACCUCCCACCCCUCCCUGAGUAUUAAUAGUUCGUCUUUCACCCCUCCAUUGGAGCCCAAUCCUGCCCUCCCUCAGUAUCAACAGUUUGCCUCCCACCCCUCCCUGAGUACUGAUAGAGUAUUCUACAGCCGCGAAAGAUACUGCAUCAACAGUAGAAGCCACAAAUACUGAGAUUGUGACUGUGGCAAACCAAUUCACCACAGCAAUACGAGAAGUCAUAACAACAUCGGACGCUACGGAACUUCCGCACACCCCAACUCGAGAAAUCACUGUUUUCCCAGAGGCAACCUCAGCCUUUACAACGGAACCAGAACCAGACGUUACAGCUCCUCCGGUUAUAACAACAGCACCAGAUGUCCAGCACCGAGGUUUGAAAUGUAAAUUUCUCUGAUGAUCUUUCUCACAAGUUUGCCAACCGCGGCAAGCAGCGUGAGAUUAGAAAAAGAAAAACGGGGACACCUCUAAGUUGUCAUGGAGAGUGUGUUGCAAAAUUCGUUUUUAAAGAUCUAUAUUCCUUUUCAAUAAAACCACAUUUAAAUACCCUAAGGGAACAUAGAGAUCGAUGAAAAGCUAUUUAGAAGUGGAAUUUAAAAAAAGGGUUGUCAAAACAUUGCUAUAUGUAUUUAAUUGUGGUCGUUUCUGUUUUGGACCAAUGAAAAAUAACUCGCAUGAAAACAAAUUCGUGUAAUGAUUAUUAGCAGUAAGUGCAAUAAAUAAUUGCUCUAACAUUUCAACAGAUGAACUGAAACCUAUUGUCAAAGAAAAAACCGUAAGAGAAGGCUCGAUAAAAGUCAUCAAAUGCAUAGCAACAGCAAUCCACAAACCUGACGUAGACUGGUACAGAAAUGGCAAGAAGUUGCCCACAAUGAAGUGUUCCGAGUUAAAUGACGUCAGAUGCCAGGGAAUUCCGUAUGAAGUUUAUGAAGAAAUUAAAGAACACAAGUUUGGAGGAAAGAGCGCUAGGACUAUAAAAGUUCUUAAAAUACGAAGUGCAUUAUACUCGAGAGAUCAAGGAGAAUUUGAAUGUAUUGCAACAAACGGUCACGCCCAACCUGCAAAAUUAAUCAUUGAUCUGAACGUCCUAGGUAUGUAUAAACUGAAAGCAGUAUUUAACUUUUGUAUUCGUACUCAAAAUUGUGUUACCUGACACCCAGGUCUUUGACUCAAUGAUCUGGAAGGUUGGCAAAAAUCAUGUUUGUUUUAUGUGCACACGUUUAUUUUUUCAUUACGCAUUUUUUUUGGUUUGACAAUGUUGAUGCAAAUGCAAUUUAUACCAUAUAAAUUUCUGUCUAAGUUUCUGUCCCAAGUAACCUUGUCACUGUUGAUAAGGACAGAUCCACAAAUAAAGUUAGAGCCUUCCUUAAGAUUUCAAAUGUUCAGGCAAAUGCGUGUUAAGGGUCUUUGACAAGACAGAUCACAAGAUGAUUUCAUUGUAUGUUAGAGGUAAUUCAAGUAAAACUUAUGCUGUAAUCACGGAAAAUGUAAAUGUGGAGAUCUCUUCGAUCACUGAUGAAGGCAAGCAUUUUAUAGUCGAGUCCCAAACCACCAUCGAAAUAUUAAACAGAUGUUUGAGCCAGUCCCUUUUGCUCUACAGGCUUCAGAUCUUCAGCAAGUCAUAUCGUUUUGGUUGCUUGCAUGGUGCAUACACGAUUGAGUUCGUUUUAUCAUAACUGCCUAUGAGGAAGGCCAAUAAGCAAUCUUUUCUCAUGGCCACCUCAAGGAAGGUAACGGUUUACGAGCUUACUUUUGUCCAAAAAGCUUUUCAGUUGCAUACCACUUACAAAUCAAUUUUUGUUUAUUGUCAACUUUUUCGCAGAACCAUUAUCUUUCCUCGUUAAACCAGACGUGAUUUUGCACGGAUACCAGGCCCAUAGUUUGACAUUAAACUGUUCCACUAACGACCGAAAUGCUACAGUAUCACUCUAUCACAGACACCGUCCCCUGGCACCUUUCAGGGAGCGAAAAAUCGACGCAAAGAAGGUUUUUUUAAAGGGUCAAGUAUUUACACUUCUAAAUUUAAGUCUAAAAGUUCAGGGAACAUACGCUUGUGAGGCCAAAACUGAGGAGAAUGAGAGCAUACGCUGGCCAUCUACAAGAGGUUACUUAAUCGUGAGCCAAGGUAAAGAGAAUUUGUAGAAUCUUUGCACUUGUUUUUGUUCAGCGGUACAGAUUUGUUUACAAAUUUUGAUUUUUUUUUAAAUUUAAGAGAGUUAUUUUCGGCACCACUAUUUCGUUUUAAUUAAUAAUUAGUAAAGUAUUAUAAGAAUAAAAACCCAUCAUAUCAGUAAAGCUGCCUCUCUAGGAUGCCGUGUCUCAAUCAGAGUUAUAAUGACGCACUUUACUUUUAAAUUCGCUUUAAGUGCAAUGCAAGUUUGUUUCCUACAAUGGACUAAAGGUGAAUCAUCUGCAAAAAUCUGAAUAAACUCUGGCAGUAACAGGCCACUACUCUCGUUCACUAAGAACAACUUUUGUUAGCCGCGUUGUAUUAAACUCAUAUUUAAAUUUGCAGCUCGAAUCCCCGACUACUUUGAAUUGAAACCAGCCAAUCCGAUCAUAGUGCCGAAAGGUGGAAGUACAAUUGUCACAUGCGAAUCAGAAGGAGUGUCAGAGAUUCAGCUUCAGAGGAAGAAAGGAGAUGUCAGUAAUGGUAACGCGUCAAUCCAGGACAGAAUGGUUGGUAUUGGUCCACCAACCGAGUGCAAGCUAUCCUCAGGAUUACGAACGCUCAAAUGGAGGACAGUGGAGUCUACCAGUGUGUGCUAAGGGUAUUUGAAAAGACGAGCAUGAAAUCUGUUGAGAUCACGGUUAGCCACAACUAAAAUGACCAAGUGACAGUAGCCGUCUUCUCAGCUCGUUUAGUCCAAAAUUCAGUUUCUUGGAGUUGUAGUGAUUUUUAAUAUCUAGUAUGGAUUAGCUCUAAAAUUCUGGUGGACAAAGUCCUAAGUUUGCUCUAAGUUCAAGGGAUCAACUACUUAGCUAGCUUAAUUCUUCGGCACGAGCGUUUUUUUGCCCGCGGGACAGGGAGAGGCCUGGAGCAACGCGAGCAGGCGAGAGGUCUGCAAGGGGUCUAGCGCUGAUAAUGAUUAUUAGUGCCAGACCCUCAGCGAACCUCUCCCCGACUGGUCGGGCGGAGAAACGCGCGCCCAGCCCACUAUUGAAGGCCGACUCACAAGGUAUUAUACACUAUGCCCCAAUAUUGUUGAUUAGUUCUCUGAUUAUCGUCGCUCUAGUGGAAGCGAUUUAGCAAGUUGUUCACGGAUCGAAUAAAACAGUUAAAAUAACAGCAAUUGGGCGUUGCCAAGUUGUAAGUCCAACUUAACCAUGUAAUGUUAAGUUUUUUAAAAUUCUUUAGUAUCAAAAUACUAAACUUAUAUCAAAAACUCGACGUAUCAGUGUCAUAUGACGCCAUUUUUAAGAGAAUGAUGAUUAUUCUAAGACAGCCAGGAGACCCAGUAGGGUUGAAGAAAUUCAUACCAUGAGGCAUUAAACAAAGACCUUGGCGCAACGUUACUUGAGGCUAACCAGCGUUUUAACAGCAUCUUUUUAACAAGGGAGUCAAACUUAUUCUCACUCACGGCAAUCAUGAAAAACUGAUUGAUUACGUUUGCAUGAUCAAAGCCGUCGCAGUCAUUCUCAUGACUCCAGAGAUGACGCAAUUAAACUGCUAUUGCCAUGACAAAAAAUACAUAAUCUAAACAUGUAACCAAAACUUCACAUCGGCACUGACCAGGGGUUAAAAAUAACCCUCAAUUUUAGCUCCAUUUUCUAGAAAAGUAGUUCUGUUUAAAAAUAUGGCUGAAAAUUUGGGACUUCAAAAGGAGUAGGAAUGGGUUGAAAGUGAAAGACACAUUGUUGUUGACAGUUGUGAUAAAACUCCAUGCGGAAAAUAAAGAGUGCUUUAAG